Trichomonas vaginalis G3 is the source of this 1356-nucleotide messenger RNA. RefSeq lists its product as uncharacterized. Bases 1 to 1356 code for a protein of 451 amino acids. NCBI's taxonomy places the organism in Eukaryota, Parabasalia, Trichomonadida, Trichomonadidae. The transcript has a single exon. The record is from RefSeq and is a predicted model, not a curated record.
AUGGCUGAAAACCCUGAAUUUCAAGUUAAACCGGACAUCGAAAUCAACGGGGACGAAAGUCCAGAUGAAUCUAAAAUCUCCUCUUCAGAGUCAUCUAAUAAACAAAAAAGCAGGCAUAAUUCAAAAAAUAAUUCAUCGAUACUCGAAGAAGAAUCAACUGCGGACAAUACCAAUACUUCUGAUUCCCCGCCAAUACCACGAAUUAAAGAAACAAUACAAAAUAAAAUCAUAAAACCGAAUUCUCCGUUAUAUUCUUCAACCCGAAAGAGCCGUAAUUUUUCAUCAGAAAGUGGAAGAUCAUCUAAUGCAUCAGAAUGCUCUUCGUCUUCUCGAAAUUCAGUUCGAAAACAGAAUGCUAUGACUUCUCCUCCUCCAAAAUCUUCUGAAGACUCUUCAACGAAAGAAGAUAAGGUGGUGGCAUACAAGCAACUCAUUGAAAAUCGUAAAAAGCCUCCUAUUACUUUAGCAGCACCUGUACAACAAAUGUUACAUCGUUCAUUUGUAAAUGCUCUCAAGAAUGAAGAUUAUGUUGAAGGUAUGAGGAUUAGUACAGCAUUAAAGAUCAAUAGCGAGCUAAUGGAGCAGGAAUACGAGAGUCAACGGAUUCAAUCUCGAAAUGAUACAUACAAAUCACGUUUGGAGGCAGCUCAAAAUAGGUUAAAUGCUAAAAAGAGUGAGUGGAAUAAUAUAAUUCAGAGUUUUGAACAAAAACAAAAGCAAAAAAGAGAGAAAUUAACUCAAAAACAUGAAAAAGAAGAAGAGGAGUUCGAAAAACAAUGGGGAGAUGCCAAUAAUUUGAAAGAUUUUAAUAAACCUUCUCCUAGUUUAAUUGGUAUUAGGAGAAUUCAAAAAGAACUUGCAAUGACUGGAGAAUUUGAAGAUGCUUUGCAAGUAAAACAGAUAGCCGAUGGAUUAAAGGAAAAAGAGAUCCAAGAUGCUGAACAAAGAGCACUUGUUGCAAUGUUAAUCGCUCAUGAUAAAUUAGAAGAAAAGCAUAAAAAAGAAAUUUUAUGUUUUGAAGAAAAACAGCGUCAAACAGAGCUAUAUAUCAAAGGAGAACAGUAUAAUGAACUCCAUCCGCUUGAAAUGCUCAUUAAACAGCUUCAACAACAUUUAGAUUCUUCGAAACCUCCUAAUUUAAGGCCAACAAAGCCAAGAUUUGUAUCAACUGCAAGGACGAGAUCAGCAGCAUGCGAGAGUUUCACGAUGCCUCCUAAAGAUACAAAGACUACAAUAGAAAUGAACGAAUAUCGUUUUAAUAAUGAACCAGAAAGAUUAGAGCUUAAUGGAUUUGAUGUUAGAAAUCUAAUGAGAAUGCCAAAGUCUACAAUGAAAGCAUGCAUUAGAAGAAAAUGA